Symbiodinium pilosum is the source of this 198-nucleotide messenger RNA. Lineage: Eukaryota; Dinophyceae; Suessiales; Symbiodiniaceae. The record is from the annotation of a GenBank genome assembly.
GCUGGUGGAAAGGACCUGCGUGCCACUGGUACAUAUCCGGGGGUGAUGGGCCUCAAGGUUGCAGGCUUGCUUGGGAAGCACCUGGCAAGCUUGAAGACCAAACGCGGGCCACCGGAGGGUACUAUGAAGUUCUACGACUCUGGCCCUGAGACUGAUUCCGAUUCAGGUCUAGAGGAUCUGCUGGGCCGCCCUAGCUAG